Messenger RNA from Plasmodium vinckei vinckei, 1221 nucleotides. RefSeq names its product exonuclease, putative. The record is from RefSeq and is a predicted model, not a curated record. Gene Ontology annotation, molecular function: nucleic acid binding; 3'-5' exonuclease activity. Bases 1 to 1221 code for a protein of 406 amino acids. The transcript has a single exon. Gene Ontology annotation, biological process: nucleobase-containing compound metabolic process. Lineage: Eukaryota; Apicomplexa; Aconoidasida; Haemosporida; Plasmodiidae.
AUGAAAAUAAUAAAAUAUACUUAUAAUAGCAUAUAUACAAUCUCCAAAUAUAAUUUCGUUUUAAAUAAUACAAUUCAAAGCAUUCUUCUGAAAAAUAUAAAAAAUGUGAAUACUGUUCGAAAGGGCAGGCAGUUUUAUGGAACAGGUAUUUCACAAAAAAAGGAUGAUGAAAUAAGUUGUAAAUAUUACAAUGAUAAUAUUAAAGCCAUAUUACCAAACAAAGAUUCUCCAAACAAUUAUAAAGACAUUAAGGUUAUAGAAAAUGAAAAAGAGGGGGAAGAAGCAGCUGAAGAAAUAAACUGUAAUGACAUUAUUGCAGUAGAUUUCGAAGGAACGAAUUUAGGGCGGUAUGGUAAAGUAUGCUUAAUGCAGAUAUAUACAGAAAUUGAAAAGAAAGAUAAAGUGUUUGAGAAAUAUUAUAUAUUCGAUUUAUUAAACAAGUCUGUAAUAAAUAGUGUAAAAAAGAUAAUUGAAAAUAAAAAAACAUUGAAAGUGAUUCAUGAUUGUAGAGAAGAUAGUUCUGCUUUAUAUAACCAGUUAGAUAUAAAGUUUGAAAAUGUUUAUGAUACGUUAAGAGCACAUAUGCUUUUAUUGGAAAAAAAAAAAGAAAAUGAUAUAUAUCAAGUAAGUUUUUUAAACCUUUUACAUGAUUAUUUAGGGGUUAAAGAUGAUUGUUUAAAUAAUAUAAAAAAAGAAAUGUAUAAAAAUGAUAAAAUAUGGGAAAUAAGACCAUUAAGUAAAAUUUCCAUUAUUUAUGCUUUAAAAAAUGUUAAAUACUUACUACCUAUUUACAAAAUAUUUGACAAAUUAAUAUCUAAGAAAGAAGUAUUGGAAAAAUCACAAGAUUUUGUAAAUUAUUGUUUUCUUAAUUCUCGUUAUAAAUUGCCCGUGGAUUUAGCAAAAAGAGGGAAUAUAAUAGAAGCGAUGCUAGUAAGUAAAUCUAUCUUAAAUUGUGUUUUUAAAUUGAAUAGUACAAGAAAGGGAAUAGCUUGUACACCGUCAUCGGUUGCACAAUUUAAUAACGUAAAAGUGGGGGAUGUCGUAAUGUGUGUAGUCAGUAAUAAAUCGAUAGAUCAAAAAAUUUUAUAUCUAUGCAAACAUGAUGAUGUAUAUGAUUAUUGGAAUUUAAAAGAAAGACCUAGGGGUAAAUUCAAGCCAUCGAUUCAUGAGAAUGCUGUAGAUCCUAUGAUUGAAUUUUGUGACAAUGAAAAUUUAUCCUAA